GGUGAGGGCUGAGAUAGGCAGCAAAUCCGUGCCUUUGUGGGCUGGAAGAUUUCGCUUCCACACAAUGCUGGAGGGGGGGAAACGAGCUGAUCUCACGUCCCGUUGACUGAAACCAAUCGCGGUAGCGGAGAGGCUGGGCUUGCGUUAGUGCUGGGUGCGGCAGGGCGCAUGCUUGCAACCGCAGCCUGGUCUAAUUGCAUUAUUGCUGUUGCCUGUCCCGGCUGGAAGCGGCUCGAUAUUAAAAAGGGGGGAGGCUGCAAAGGGGAAAAAAAAGAGAAGCAGGAAUAAAGGCGUGCAAUUUAAAUAUAUAUCUAUAUUUAAAAAUAAAAGCAUUGUGAAGCUGCAGCGACAAUCGGAUCUUGCAACACGGGAAACUCUGCAUUGAAUUGCAAGUAAUCACAGCCAUGUCUUACCAAGGCAAGAAAAAUAUACCACGCAUCACGAGCGAGCGUAUGCUAGUAAAAGGUGGAAAAAUCGUUAAUGAUGACCAGUCAUUCUUUGCUGACAUUUACGUGGAAGAUGGACUGAUCAAGCAAAUUGGUGAAAAUCUGAUUGUUCCUGGUGGGGUUAAAGUUGUAGAUGCCCACGGAAGGAUGGUUAUACCAGGGGGGAUUGAUGUCCACACCCGCCUACAGAUGCCCAGCAAGGGGAUGACGGCCGCUGAUGACUUCUCCCAGGGAACAAAAGCAGCCCUGGCUGGAGGCACAACCAUGAUUUUUGACCAUGUACUGGUGGAGCCUGGGGUCAGCUUGAUCACGGCGUUUGAACAGUGGAGAGAUUGGGCGGACAGCAAGUCCUGCUGCGACUACUCAUUACACGUUGAUAUCACCGAGUGGUACAAAGGCCUGCAGGAAGAGAUGGAGUUCCUGGUGAAGGAGCACGGUGUGAACUCCUUCCUCAUCUACAUGGCUUACAAGGAACGCUACCAGCUCUCUGAUGCCCAGAUGUAUGAAGCCCUGAGCGCGAUCCGCGACAUGGGCGCCAUCGCCCAAGUUCAUGCUGAAAAUGGUGACAUUAUUGCUGAGGAGCAGCAGAGGAUUCUUGCACUGGGUAUUACUGGACCUGAAGGCCAUGUGCUAAGCAGACCAGAAGAGGUGGAGGCCGAAGCCGUGAAUCGGGCCAUCACUAUUGCAAAUCAAACCAACUGCCCGCUCUACGUGACCAAGGUAAUGAGCAAGGCUGCAGCUGAUAUCAUCGCCCAGGCCAGGAAGAAAGGUACUGUUGUGUAUGGGGAACCGAUCACUGCAAGUCUGGGCACCGAUGGAUCUCAUUACUGGAGCAAGAACUGGGCUAAGGCAGCUGCCUUUGUGACUUCCCCGCCACUGAGCCCUGAUCCAACCACCCCAGACUACCUGAACUCCUUGCUGUCCUGUGGUGAUCUGCAGGUCACCGGCAGUGCUCACUGCACCUUCAACACCUCCCAGAAGGCUGUAGGGAAGGAUGACUUCACCAUGAUUCCAGAGGGUACCAAUGGGGUUGAAGAGCGGAUGUCCAUUGUGUGGGACAAGGCCGUGGUCUCCGGCAAAAUGGAUGAAAAUCAAUUUGUGGCUGUGACCAGCACCAAUGCAGCCAAGAUUUUCAACCUGUACCCAAGGAAGGGUCGUAUCGCUGUGGGUUCGGAUGCAGACCUUGUCAUCUGGGACCCUGACAUCGUCAAGACAAUCACUGCAAAGAACCAUAACCUGGCAGUGGAGUACAACAUAUUUGAGGGAAUGGAGUGCCGUGGUGGACCAUUGGUCGUCAUAAGCCAAGGGAAAAUUGUCCUGGAGGAUGGAAUGAUGCAUGCUUCCGACGGCUCUGGACGCUUUAUCCCCAAGAAGGCAUUCCCCGAUUAUGUCUACAAGAGGAUUAAAGCACGGAGCAAGUUAACAGAACUGCGAGGUGUCCCCCGAGGGCUCUACGAUGGCCCCGUCUGUGAGGUUUCCGUGACGCCCAAAUCCGUCACGCCCGCUUCCUCUGCGAGGACCUCUCCUGCCAAGCAGCAAGUGCCCCCUGUGCGGAACCUGCACCAAUCAGGAUUCAGUUUGUCUGGUGCACAGGUAGACGACAAUCUCCCUCGCCGUACCGGCCAGCGCAUCGUGAUGCCUCCUGGCGGCCACGCAAACAUUACAACGCUCGGAUGAUCGAUCCCUGGUUGUGCACUGGUGCCGGUGAAGCUGUCAUCAUUCCUUCCGUUUUUGUUUUUUGGAAGAGCCUGUGACGGUUACUGUGGACAAACAAUCCUGGGCUCCUAUACACCCUUCCAGUGUAACAUUAAACGCCAACAGUUAAUGCGAGGGAGCAUCGCUCUCUCUCCUCAAACCCAUGUUCUGAUGUGAUGAGAUGCUCCUGGGUAGCUGGUUUGUUUAAGAUGUAAAGCACCUUGAUUGAGGGAGAUAGGACUGAAUUCCUGGGAACCCCUGUGCAAUAGAAGCAUUGUUGUGGCGGAGGGGAGAGAUCUAACUGGGGGGAGGGUGGUGGGAUCGAGGAAAAUGUGUGUCCGAACCCAAUCUGUUCUCAGUAGACACAGUCUAGGAUAUAUUGCAUUUGCAUUACAUUCAAAAAUUGUUUUAGUCAUUUUAACUCAUUUGGUUCAAUUUGAUUUGUUGAACUUUUAUUUAAUAAUACAUUUUAAUUGCUUUUUAUUUGAAAAUUUCACUGAGUGUAUUGAAUAUUCAUCACAAACCUUGGUGCUUAUUGAAAAGCAGCAGAUGCUGAAAACUUAAAGAUGAAUUGGCGGCGAUGCGCAAAUCCAGAAAUAGAAAGACAAGCUUGAUGUUAGCUUGCAUUUUCUAUUUCGACUACUUGUGCAGUGGAGAAGGCUGUAAAUCUCCCCCUUCGCCUGGUUUCAGUAAUCUUCCUCAAAUGACUAUUGAGAGCAGUUUGCUUCCAAGGCUGCAGAGGAUGCAUCGCAUCGUGAAGUGUAACCAUUGUUUGUGUGUGUGUGUGUGUGUGUGUGUGUGUGUGCGCGCGCGC
This is a messenger RNA of Pristis pectinata (smalltooth sawfish), 2955 nucleotides long. RefSeq names its product dihydropyrimidinase-related protein 2. The transcript has 14 exons. Gene Ontology annotation, molecular function: hydrolase activity, acting on carbon-nitrogen (but not peptide) bonds, in cyclic amides. The record is from RefSeq and is a predicted model, not a curated record. Bases 405 to 2123 code for a protein of 572 amino acids. Gene Ontology annotation, cellular component: cytoplasm; cytosol. Lineage: Eukaryota; Metazoa; Chordata; Chondrichthyes; Rhinopristiformes; Pristidae.